Molecule: messenger RNA, 7115 nt
Organism: Syngnathoides biaculeatus (alligator pipefish)
Lineage: Eukaryota; Metazoa; Chordata; Actinopteri; Syngnathiformes; Syngnathidae
Product: disks large homolog 5-like
Exons: 33
Coding region: 662-6472 (1936 amino acids)
Biological process (GO): regulation of apoptotic process
Molecular function (GO): protein binding
Source: RefSeq, a predicted model, not a curated record
GCAGGCGCUUGUUUCUUUGCGCCCUGCGAACGACCGGCGACCAGUUCAGGGUGUGGCCCCGCUUCUCGCCCAAUGACAGCCGUGAUAUGUUCCAGUAGGCUUCCUGUAUUUAUUAUGAUUAGCAGUUUGUGUUGUUUUGCUAACAAUUACACGUGUGGCGAGCCAGGUGCGUCCAACCGCAAGGCCACGCCCACUGGGGGGGGGGGAACUCCCGUACUGGGAAGCAGGAGAGCUUCUUCUUCGUCGUCUUCUUCUUCUUCUUCUUCUUCUUCUCUUUCUUCUUGUUGUUGUUGAGUUGAAGUUCGCCGGGGCGCGAGUUCGAAAGCGGAGCCGUUUUGGGCUACUUUUCAGCAUGUCCCAGCAACAACUCGAGAGCACUCCGCCAGCGGCUCGAGCGGGGCUGUAAGGACAACUUUCCGCUGGGAGGGACGCAGAAAGAAAGGAGGGAGGGGGAGGAAAGUGUCGUCGUCUCGGCGCCGUCAACAAACAUGGCUACUCGUCGUGUAGCACCGACCGAACCGAACCGGGUCACCCCCUCCUUCGUCUUCUCCUUGUCGCCGAAAUAGCUCGGAAAGCGUCUCGCGGAAGGAUUUGAUUAGCUUGCGCGAAGCCAAGGUGGCGCCGGCCGAGGAGGAGGAGGAGGAGGAGGUCGCGGGGCGCCAUGGAUCCGCGGCACAGGGACUUUCUGGAGAAGUGUCACCGCAACUUGGCCGAGUCCGUCACCGACGCCGACCAGCUCGUGGAGGUUCUGUCCCGGGGCGGGACGCUGAGCCCGGCCGAGCGCCACGAACUGGCCCGCGGCGCGGGCGGCAGGGAGAAAGUGGAACUCCUCGUCAAGAUCCUGCUCCGGAAGGACCGGGACCACUUCGCCGACUUCUGCUCGGCCCUGGAGGAGACCAACCCUCACCUGCGCGCGGUCCUGCUCGCCGGGCCCGGGAUGCCAAGCGCCGGGUCCACCUACAGCGUCUUGUCCGCCAUGCCGUCGGACUCUGAGAGCAGCGGCUCUCUCAGCAGCGUGGGUACGGCCACUCCGGCCUCCUCGCCGCCGCCGGCCCACGUGGACGGUCACCAGCUCAACGAGAAGAUGGAGGGCGUCCUGUUGCAGCUCCGCCACGUUUCCCGGGAGCGCGACGAGCUACGCAAGCGGCUGGCGCUCUCCUCGCCCGGCAGUACCUUCGACGACUGCAGGCCCGACUCCAGAGCGGGUCACGACUACGAGCGUCUGAAGCUGCAGUGCAUGAAGGCCAUGGCCGAGCUGCAGUCGCUGCAGAACCAGCACAGCGGGACCCUCAAGAGGUGCGAGGAGGCCGUCAAGAAGGCCGACUUCUACCACACGCUGCACAGCCGCCUGGCCGCCGAGCACGGCCAGCUGAAGGACGAGCUGGAGGCGCUGAGGCUGGACAACGCGGGGCUGAUCCGCGAGCACGAACACGCCAAGCGCACUUGCGAGGAACUGCGGAGGCUGCGCGAGCACGACCGGCGAGAGGCGGCUGACGUGCGCGCGCUGCACCAGCAGGUGAUCCGGGAGGGCUCGUCGGACGCCCUGCACAAGCUGUACGACUCUGCCGUGGACAAACUGGAGAGCGUGCGGUGCGACUACGAGGGUCUGCGGAAGCUCUACGAGGACGCGACGGCCGGUCGCAACGCCGACCUGAGUCGCCUGGAGCGCGCCGAGGACGAGAAGCGGCGCCUCCAGAAGCAGCUGGACGUGCUGAUGAAGCAGCGGGACGCCGCCAUCCACUACCAGCAACAGUACUCGUCGUCCGUACGCAGGUUGGACCAGCAGGAGCUGACCAAGGCGGCCGCCCACAACGUGGAGCUGCAGCGCGAGAUGGAGCGGCUGCAGUCGGAGGCCACGCGCUCCAAAACGCAGCAGCUCAAAGCGGCCAAGGAUUGCGAGAAGUACAAGGAGGAGCGCGACUCGGUCAUGGGCGAGUACCGUCUGAUCAUGAGCGAGCGCGACCAGGUGAUCAAGGAGGUGGAGCGGCUUCAGACCGGGCUGGAGCUGGCCCAGGCCAAGCUGAAGAACACGUCCUCGGAGCGGCGGGUGGCCAGCGAGGAGCUGGAGGCUCUCCGACAGGAGCUGUCGUCGUCGCUGAUGGAGCGCGACCGUGCGGUGUGCGAGAAGAGCGAACUUCUGGAGAAGUACUGCCACGAGGUCAAGGACAAGGCGGAGGCGCAGAAGGAGCUGAACCAGGCCUGCAAGGACGUGGAGACGGUCCGCGAGGAGCGAGACGUGGCCCGCAAGGAGAGGACCGAGGCCAUCAUCCAGCGGGACCAGCUGCUGCGAGAGUAUUACCAGGCCAGACAGAAACAAGACUCGGCCUCUCUGGACGUGGAACGGGCCAACAAGGAGAUGGAGACGCUCCGGAAACAAUACGAGGCCGUCGGCCAGGAGCUGAAGGAGGCGCUGCAGGAGGCCGAAGUGGCCAAGUGUCGCCGGGACUGGGCCUUCCAGGAGCGGGACAAGAUCGUGGGGGAGAGAGAAAGCGUCCGCACCUUGUGCGACAACCUGAGGCGCGAGAGGGACAGAGCCGUCAGCGAUCUGGCGGACGCGCUGAGGAAUCUGGACGACACCAGGAAGCAGAAGAACGACGUCGUGCGAGAGCUCAAGGAGCUCAAGGAAAAGAUGGAGGACCAAUUGGAAAAGGAGGCGCGGUUCCGCCAGCUCAUGGCUCACAGUUCGCACGACUCCGCCAUCGACAUGGACUCGGUCGAAUGGGAGACGGAAGUUGUCGAGUUUGAUAAGUGCUGGGACAUGGAUUUGAACGCGCUUGGCUUUGAUAUCGCAGAGGGGCUAAAUGAUCCUUAUUUACCGGGAGAUUGUGGCGUGUUUAUCAGUAAGGUGGACAAAGGAAGUCUUGCAGAGGGACGAUUAAGGGUGAACGACUGGCUGCUGAAGAUCAACAACGUGGACCUGACCAGCAAGGACAGGAAGCAGGCCAUCAAAGCGGUGCUGAGCGGCCAGGGCGUGAUCAACAUGGUGGUCCGCCGCAGGAAGUCGCUCGGGGGACGGGUCGCCACUCCCGUCCAGAUAAACCUCGCCGGACACAAAGACUGCGGCAUCUGCCUGGAAAGUGGAGUGUUUGUCGCUUCGCUGGCGCCUGGCAGUCCGGCAGCCAGAGACAAUGCGCUCACAGUUGGGGACAGGCUGCUAGCUAUUAACGGCGUCUCUGUGGAUACCAAGUCGCUGCCCGAAUGUGACGCCCUGCUGAGGACGUGUCGGGAGUCGCUCUGCAUCUCCCUCGCCAGGUUCUUUCCUCAGAGCUGCUCCGGCCACGGUUUAUACGACAGUCUGAGAGACUCUGAGAAAGUCUCCAAAAACUGCGGCAACUCCAAGCACAACUGUCCCACGCAGGCCGACGGCUGCGCCUGCGAGAUGAGGUGCCGAUUUGGCGGCGGCGGGGACGUCGACGGAGCACCCGGCGAGGCCGAGCUUCGUUGUCACCACGUGCCCGACGACUUCCUGCACUCGCGUAGCCCCUCGGAACCCCUGGCGGAGUUCUCUUACGGGAGGCAGGACUUCCACCGUCGGCCGUUCACCUUCACGCCCGUGCACCCCGACUGCGGCCCUCCUUCGGAGAAGGCCGGCGGAGGCACGUGGCCCAAAGUCAUCGCGGGACCGUCCGUCCCGGAGUGUGCGCAGCUUUCCAUCUACAAGAGAUCCAAGCAACGCAAGUCCAUCUUUGACACGAAUACAUUCAGGAGACCGGAAGCUCCGGCAAAACUGGACUACGUGCCGCUUUCUCAGCUGCCCAAAGACUCCCCGCAGAGCUCGCUGGGCGAAUCCUCUCAAGCUCCGCCCACCCCGCCGGCCAGGAGCGACUCGUUCAGAUUCAAACACUCGCAGCAGAACAGCUCGGCGUCAGACUCCGCCAUCCCGGCCGAGCCGAGCCGAGGGAGCAGUCCCGUGGUGGAAAGCGAAUGCGCGAAGCUGCUCUACUACACGGCGGAAGCGGCGCAGCGAGAGUCCAAGUUGCUGGCGGACGACGACGGGAGUCAACGGUGUCUACAACCGGAGAAGAGAAGGUACCGGCCCAAAUCGGCGCCGGCGCUGCGGCGGAACGUGACGCCGUUGCACAUCCCGGUUCCCAUGCAGGUUCAUAAUUUCUCAAAUGACGAGCACUCGCCCGAGCCGAUGGAUCUGUUGCGCUUCUCGCCGAUGCGAAAUAAUCGCUACAGCAUGCACUUUGGGCCCCCCAGCUACAGCAGCGGCGUCGCACACCCGGUGCAGCGAGGCUUAGCGAAGACCGCCGUGAUGAGGAACCCGGUCUACGCCGCCUGGAGUCACGAAGUGCAGACCGCCAACAGCCUGCCGGGCCCCAGCUCCGGCGUCCUCGCGCAUUCCCGUGCAAACCCCCAGCAUCACGGUCGCCACAGUGUGGACCUCAACCACAAGCUCGCCGGGGACGUUGGAGACUCCAGCCGAGUACCUCACGGCACCAAUUCCCUCCCCUCCGGGUCCAGACUGGGCUCCCUGAGCGCGUUCCAGUUCCGGGCCGAGCGCAUUAGGAUUCCAGUGACUCGGUAUCCGGGCUCCGCCGGAUGGGAUCGAGGGUCCCGCUCCCGUUCGGAGUGCAGCUCCCCGACGACGCCUCCCGAGUCCCCCGUCGGCCCGGACGCGUUGCCCUUUUCCGGCAACCAAUCGGCGAGCUCCGUCUCCACGCGGCUCAGGAUAUCCGUCAGCCCCGCGGCGACCGGCGACGGCCGCAAGGACGGGCCGUAUUUGGAGGAGCCUCGCAACGUGACGGUGCAGAAAGGAGCCGAGCCGCUGGGCAUCUCCAUCGUGAGCGGCGACAACGGCGGAGUGUUUGUGUCCAAAGUCACGGCAGGAAGCAUCGCUCACCAAGCGCGUUUGGAGUUCGGCGAUCAGCUGUUGGAGUUCAAUGGGAUCAACCUGCGGAACGCAAACGAGCAGCAGGCGCGCUUGGUGAUCGGGCAACAGUGCGACACGGUCACCAUUUUGGCUCAGUACAACCCGCACAUGUUUCAGCUGGGCAAUCACUCUCGAUCCAGCUCUCGCAUGGAGUCCAUCGGCAACCAGCCGACCCGGCACGACAGCGGCGCCGCCACCCCGGACGACAGCUCCGCGGGCGACGCCCUCAGCGAGCAGGACGAGGGCACCGUGACGCCGCCGUCCGAGCAGACCACCCCCGCCGCCAGCCCUCACAGGCUUCCCGUUGUUGGUCUGCGUCGCACUGCGGAGUCGCGACUGGUGAGACUGAAGAGGAUCCAGGCGGAAUUGGGAGUCCAAAUAUGCGGAGGCAACCUGUACGGUGUCUUUGUGGAGUCUCUGGAUGAAGACAGUCCUGCCAAAAGUGCUGAGGGCCUGCUGCCUGGGGACCUGAUCCUGGAGUACAACGGCGUCAGCAUGAAGAACAAAACCAAAGAGGAGGCCUACCUGGAAUUGUUAAAGCCCGCCGAAACGGUCACGUUCAAAGUGCAAAACCGCUUGGACGAACUCGCUGCCGUCAAAGAGAAGCCCGGAGAUGGAAUUUUCAUCAGGUCGUUGUACGAGAGGGUGGCCGAAUCGGAGCAAGAGCUGAGCUUCAACAAAGACGACAUCCUGUACGUGGAGGACACGUUGCCCAACGGCAACUUCGGCUACUGGACGGCGUGGCACCUCGACGAGAAGGGGCAGAAGUUGGAGAAAGGCCAGAUUCCGAGCAAAUUCAUGGUGGACCAGGAGUUCUACAGGAGACACGGCACGAGCGACACGAAAGACGACGGCAGCGGGGGCAAAAGCUUGUCGGCCGCCGCCCGGCGCUCCUUCUUCCGCCGGAGGCUCAAGCACAAGCGCAGCGGAUCCAAGGACGGGAAGGACCUGAUGGCGUCCGAAACCGUGAUGUCCGACUACUUGCCCAUCACAGAAGAUGGCGUCAGCUUCAUGUACCAGCGGGUCCAGAAGGUGGAGUGCUCGGCCCCCAGACCGGUGCUGAUCCUGGGUCCGCUGGCCGAGACCAGUAAGGACAUGCUGGUCAACGAGGCGCCCGCCAAGUUCAGUCGCUGUCUGCCGGAAGUCAUGAAAGCGUCCCAGCAGGCCAUCGAGCGAGGCGUGAAGGACUGCGUGUUCAUCGACUACAAGCGACGCAGCGGCCAUUUUGACGUCACCACUGUGGCCUCCAUCAAGGAGAUCACGGAGAAGGACGCCAAGCACUGCUUGCUUGACAUCGCCGCGCACGCCAUCGAACGCCUGCACAGCGUUCACAUCUACCCAAUCGUCAUUUUCAUUCGCUACAAAAAUGCCAAGCAGAUCAAAGAGCAGAAGGAUCCGACGUACCUGCGGGAUAAACUCUCCCAGAAGCUGUCCAAGGAGCACUUUGAGGCGGCCCAGAAGACGGAGCAGGACUACGGACGCUUCUUCACAGGUGUCGUCCAAGGCGGCAGCGUCUCCUUCAUUUGCACUCAGAUCGUCACCAUCGUGGAGCAGGAACAGAAUAAAGUUCUGUGGAUCCCCGACGGAGUCCAGUAGGGGGGACAAUAAAUACAAAUCUUUCUAUCUAUCUAUACUGUCUUAACUCCACAGCAGGUCAUCCUCGUCACGAACUCUUUCCGGUUCACCCGAAGCCACUGCCGUCGACGUAAUAUGCACGCUAUACAAUAGUGAUGUACUGUACUGCAGUUAGUUGUUUACACUAGUAUUUAAUACUACUUGAAUUCAUGUUUCUACUUUUAAUCACACCGUGGACCACUGUGCAAGCAGGCUCCACUUGCUAUAAUGUGUAUUUAUGUAUAUUUUUAUCAAAUCAUAAUGUAGCUAAAAUAGUAUUUGAUAUGGAGGAUGACCCCCCCCCCUCGUCAUUUCAGGCUUCACAUUAUGAUGUCAUCAUGCCAAUCUUUUCUAAUAUUUAUUACUACAAGACAUGCGAUGUCAAAAGCUAAGCAGCAGCUUUUGUGUGCGUGUGUGUCUGUUUUCUGCUUGAGUUGCCGCUUGCGUUCUGAGCGUUCAUUUUUGUUCGUUUUUGUUGUUUUUUUUUUGUUUUUUUUUCCUUGGAUAGUUUCAAAGGGACACGCCCCUCCCCGCUUUGCAGUCCUGGUUAGCCCACGCGCAUCUUCCACAAUUUCAUCUGUCUGAAUGUAAAGCCCAAAUUUCUUCACAUGAUUAAAAAGGGUAC